AUGCCAGUCAAGAAGGAACCAGGCGAAAUGAGCGCCUUUGAGCGCAAACGACUAGAAAACAUCGCCGCCAACCGCGCCAUCCUGACAGACAUUUCCGUCACGGCAAAGAAGAUUAUUCCGGAUAAAGCUAGACCAGCGAAGCCUGCGGCGCCCAAGCGCAAAAGCCGCGGAGACCAAGUGAAACGCGAACCAAGUCGUCCCACGCGCAUGAGUUCACGCCUGGCCGGUAUCGAGGCGGAUAAUGAGACGCUGAAGCGCAAGCUAGAAGUCCAAGCAGAAAACCAAGCCGAGGUGGCAAAGGCCAAGAAGCUUCGUGUCGUGAAUGACUUGAACUUGGGCGACAUUGUGGUCGAGGGCAAGAAAUGGAGCGCCGGACUGGAUAGCCUGAAAGGCAUUGUGCGUGGCGCAGAACCCGGCGUGAGGACAUUCACCGAGGACGAUGUUCGAGAGACGACGGAUAAGAGUCUGAAGGACUUGCGACAACGGAUGGGCGGUCUCAAGCUAUAUGAACAUUGGCUUCCAAAUGACAUCAAAAUCACGCCGCAGCGCGUAUACGCCCUUGGACUGCACCCGACCGAGGACAAACCCAUCGUUUUCGCAGGCGACAAGGAAGGCAACAUGGGCGUGUUUGACGGCUCACAAACACCCCCUGAAGUUGGUGAUGACGACAAUCCGGUUACGGAUCCGGAAAUAUCGGCCUUCAAGACACACUCCAGAACAAUCACAUCGUUUUCCUUCUCCCCUGCAGACGCUAACACUGUAUACACCUCAUCGUAUGACUCGUCCAUCCGUAAAAUGGACCUCGAAAAGGGGACAUCCAUCCAGGUUUUCGCCCCCUCAGACAUCGACACCGACAUGCCCAUCUCAGCGCUGGACAUGGCGCACUCGGAGCCCAACAUCCUCUAUUUUUCAACUCUUGACGGCGGCGUAGGGCGCUACGACGUUCGCGCCCCGGGAAGCGAAGAGAUCUGGACGUUGUCGGAACAAAAAGUCGGUGGCUUCUCACUGCACCCUCUUCAGCCACAUCUCAUCGCCACCGCGUCGCUCGAUAGAACGAUGAAGAUAUGGGAUACCAGGAAAAUCUCUGGCAAGGGCGACCUCCGCCACCCGGCUUUGCUGGGAGAACACGAGUCACGGCUGUCUGUGUCGCACGCGUCGUGGAGUGCCGCAGGACACGUCGCCACAUCCUCGUACGAUGACACGGUCAAGGUUUACGACUUUACCGACGCAAGUAGCUGGAGGCCAGGACACGACAUAUCCGCCAAAGCAAUGGAGCCGAAACACAAGAUACCCCAUAACAACCAGACGGGUCGGUGGGUUACGAUACUCAAGCCGCAGUGGCAGCGACGCCCGCACGACGGCAUACAAAAGUUUGUUAUUGCAAAUAUGAAUCGGUUUGUAGACGUAUUUGCGUCGGACGGAAGCCAGUUGGCGCAACUAGAUGGCGAGGGAAUCACGGCCGUGCCCGCAGUGGCGCACUUCCAUCCGACGAUGGAUUGGGUCGCUGCGGGCAAUGGCAGCGGGAAGCUGUGUUUGUGGCAGUGA
Messenger RNA from Metarhizium album ARSEF 1941, 1545 nucleotides. RefSeq names its product WD repeat containing protein. Gene Ontology annotation, molecular function: protein binding; DNA binding. Gene Ontology annotation, cellular component: nucleus. The record is from RefSeq and is a predicted model, not a curated record. The transcript is spliced from 2 exons. Bases 1 to 1545 code for a protein of 514 amino acids. Lineage: Eukaryota; Fungi; Ascomycota; Sordariomycetes; Hypocreales; Clavicipitaceae. Gene Ontology annotation, biological process: regulation of DNA damage checkpoint.